ACACAAUUUCAUCAAUUAGUGUCAAGGCCAAUUUCUGCCAAACUCUGGAAUAAACUACAAUCUCCUUCUCUAUACCCAAAUUCACGCUCUGCCGCCGACUUCAGCGAGACAAGCAGAGCUUUGCCGUGCGAAGAAGAUGGAGGACAUGAAGAAGAGAAAGCUUGAUGAUGUUGAAAAUGGUCAAAUUUCUCCUGCUUCUGGUGAAAAGCUUCGUUCUUUGCUUGAACCGCUUGCUAAACCCCAGUUGGUUGAUCUCCUUGCUAAGUUAGGGUCCAAAUAUUCUCCAGUUGCAGGAGAAAUUAUGAGUCUUGCAAGUGCUGAUCCUGUUCACAGAAAGCUAUUUGUUCGUGGCUUGGCAUGGAAUACUACAUCAGAAACCUUGUGUGAUGCAUUUGCAGUUCAUGGAGAUAUUGAGGAAGGGGCUGUGAUCACUGACAAAGCAACUAGCAAAUCUCGUGGUUAUGGCUUUAUUACUUACAAAAAUAUGGAGUCAGCUCAGGAUGCUCUAAAGGCAUCUAGCAAACUAAUUGAUGGUCGCUUGACUGUCUGCAACCUUGCUUGUGAAGGCUUAAGCAGUGCUAGCACCGCACCUGAUCAAGCACAGCGGAAACUUUAUAUAGGAGGUUUGUCACCAGAAACCACUACCGAGAUGUUGCUUAGUUUUUUCAGCAGGCAUGGUGAGAUAGAUGAAGGUUCAGUUGCGUAUGACAAAGAUACAAACAAGUCUCGUGGUUUUGGGUUUGUGACAUACAAGACAGUUGAUUCUGCGAAGAAGGCCUUUGAUGACCCUGAGAGAACUCUAGGGGGCCGGAACAUUACAGUGAAGUAUGCUGAUACAAAGAACAAAACAACUGCAAACCAAUAUCCCUCGUCAGCAGCUCCUAUGGUCCCUCCUACAGCAGGUGGAUACCCACAGCAUGGGAAACCACAGGCACCACUUGGAUACAGUUACCCUCCACACAUGCCAUCAUACCCACCGGUCUCUUACGCUAGUCCUCCAGCAGCAGCUGCACCUCCACCUGCAAUGGCACCAGGGCCAUAUCCUCAAGGACCACCACCAUCCCAGAUUUCUUAUGCACCACCACCCAUGAAAGACACAUAUGGAAUGCCACCUUCUAUGCCCGUUGGCAUGCAGGGCUACCCAUAUUACAUGGGGAAACAAUGAUCAAAUACAGCUGCAGUGUGGUAUUCAAGCUUUGAACAUCUCCGUGCUUUCUCUACAGUCUGGUAUAUGCUUGAGCCGGAUUGAGGAUUUCUGCAUCUAUCAUCUGCUCUUCUUGACUUCUUCAGUAUGUUCGCUUCUGUAUCUAUAGGCAGUAAGUUAUAAUUUUGAUUCAAUCUGAGUAUAAAUGCCUUUUGCUAAUUGAAGCAUCGGUGAUAAUUGCAAUUUAGAGAAUAUAGUGGGGAGUUUUGAGGGCUUUCCUUAUAGGUUAGAAUCCUAGAUUAUAAUGUAUCUUGUACUAUUAUUAGUUAGACGUCUAGGGGAAGAGUUAAAAGAAUUUUUUUUUAUAUAUUGGAUUUUGCAAUCUAGCAUAGUGUUGAAGAUGCUCCAUGUUUGUGAAUUUGUGGUCCAACAAUUGAGUGUACUAGUGAAAGCAUUAUAAAAGGGGCAAUUUCUUGUUUUA
Molecule: messenger RNA, 1625 nt
Organism: Chenopodium quinoa (quinoa)
Lineage: Eukaryota; Viridiplantae; Streptophyta; Magnoliopsida; Caryophyllales; Amaranthaceae
Product: UBP1-associated protein 2A-like
Exons: 6
Coding region: 137-1165 (342 amino acids)
Molecular function (GO): RNA binding
Source: RefSeq, a predicted model, not a curated record